This is a messenger RNA of Alligator mississippiensis (American alligator), 8763 nucleotides long. It is a transcript of the gene VXN, whose product is annotated as vexin. The coding region runs from base 2244 to 2864 and encodes 206 amino acids. Gene Ontology annotation, biological process: neuron differentiation; neurogenesis. The transcript is spliced from 7 exons. The record is from RefSeq and is a predicted model, not a curated record. NCBI's taxonomy places the organism in Eukaryota, Metazoa, Chordata, Crocodylia, Alligatoridae.
UCAGGUGGCUGCAUGUGGCCUCUGACAGAUUAAUGUGCAGCCCCAGGCUCUCACCCAGAUGCCACUGCCUGCUGCUUGUAUUGCUCCAGCUGCAAUAGCAGCCAGUCUCCAGGCUUCAUUACUUUCCUCCAGAAGCGCAGGAGCUGAUGGUGAGUUUGGACCCCAGGGAAGGCAGGGCAAAUCAUGCCUGCAGGAGCAGUGGUGGGGAGCACCCAUGUGGGUACGCAUUACCUCAGGGAAGAUAACUCUCAUGCAAGUGCACAUUGAACCAAGGUGCCAGGGAAUUGCACUCACACCAGGGUGCGCUGCGGCUGGAGGGAAGGGAGGGUAUCUGUAUGGUUCAUCUGGUGUAGCCUACCCAUCAUUCAGCCCCCACUAGUCCAGCCCUCAGGGGCUUAGAAGUUGGACAGCCCUGAUAUAGAGCAUGUAGGAGUGGUCCUAUCUUAAUUAUUGCUAACUUGAAACUCAAAAAUGUUGACACUAGUGUGUGUGAGAGAGAGAGAAAAAGCAGAUAAGGACACUAUGAUCACUCCACUGACACCACUGGCAUGGCUUAUUAGAACCUAAACCUGUAAGCCAGUGAUUCUUAACCAAGGUGCUGUGACACGAGGUACCACAGCAAUAUUAACACUGUGCUGCGGAGUGCUGUAUAAUAUUAGUAGUGUUAGGUGUGCAAGCACUUACACAAGAUUCAUGAGAUAAGUGAAUCCCAUAAAGUUCAUGAAGGAAUCCAGAGCAUCAAAAAAAUCCUGACCUGCGUGGUCUUUCUGAGUUCUCUGCACCAAAAGAAUUGCAAAUUAUUUUUCUGUGGUCAAAAAAACUUAAGUCGAAGCUAUAAACUGGCAUUAUCUGUGGGGUGCCUUGAGUUGAAUAAGCAGCACCUGGAGUCUAAAGUGGUUGAGAACCACUUCUGUAAGCAUGUGCUACCACACAUUGUACUUCUUACAAUGACUUACUCAUAGACUUUUGCAAAACUGAAACCACAACUUGUAAGGGAAUUGAUUAUCUCUGCAGACAUGUUGUCUUACAUCACCAGUGGUGAUGCGUAGGGGGUGCAUGGGGGUGCACAUGCACCCCCUGAGAGUGCUGGUGCACCCUCUGACAGGCCGCAUUCCCCACUUAGGUGAUGGGCAGGGGGAGCAGGCAAGAGUGCUGGUGCCCCCCUGAAAGCACUGGCCAGGGAGUGGAAGUGCCAGAUAAAGCACCAUGGCCACUUCUGGGAGCACCACAGCCACUUCCCAGUUGGUGCGAUCCAGUUGGCGAGACUGGCCGUGGGGGGAGCCCCCCCCAGUCACUGACUGGUCGCUGAGGGGAGCAUGUGCCCCCCUGACUAAGGUGGCACCAAUCACCCAUGUAGGUGACCCAGACAGAAUAACCUUUCCCCACAAUCCUGAAAUAUCCUUCCCCAUCUAUUGGAUGUGACGUUGUAUUUUGCAGUUAAUGUUUGGGAUUAUUUUUCUCUUUCCUCUCUGGUUUGCAAUGGGAUGAUACCUGUACUGCUCUUUUAAAAUUGCACACUUUCUACCCAAUCCUACCUGGUUUUCUGUUGUAGACUGUUGCAAAAAAUUCUGUUUCAGUAUGCUUUUUAAAUUUCUAAAAGUUCUUACUCAAGUUUGGGCAACAUCUAUACUGCAAAUUUGCAGCCAGGCACAGAUUAAAAUCCUUGUUUUAUAAAGGAAAUAGAGAUCUUUAAGGUGGAAGGUCGCCACUAAAAUGCUGAGAGAAAGGUGAGACUUUUCUACGGUACACUGGUAUUCCUUUGGAAUGCUUGUUUGUUCCUGCCUCAGUUCACCUGUAGCUAUUUCUUAAUUAUUUUUCCCUGUUGAUUACAUUUCUGUAGACAGAAGUUUAAACUGUUUUCUUCCAGCAAAAAGUCUGGCACUAAUAUUGCACCACUGCUCUGCAAAAAAAUGUUUUAGAGGACAUAUACUAACAGUGUCACACUAGUUUUGUCCCAGUUUACUUUGAAAUGGUUAACAAUGUCUGUCUUUGAGUUCACAGUCCUAUUCCAGAAAUACCUGUGGUUUAGCCUGAUCACAGUGCCAAAGAAUUCAUACAAAGACAGAUGGGAGUAGAAAAUUUUGCAAUGAAGAAUAUGGAAUGAGAUGAGAUCACAGCAUCAGUCUGUUCUUUGUAGAUCUGGACAAUGAUCACAGAGACAGAUUGGAUUAGUGAAACCUAUUUACCAGAAGUUCAGAGCAGUUGCAUGAAGCUGAUAGGCAGUCAGUCGAGAGAAGUGGAAAAUGCAUCAGAUUUACAGCUGCGGCGAUGAAAAUUUAGAAGUUUUCACCACUGUGAUUUCAUCCAAAUCAUGCAGUCCAGCCAGAAGGAAAGUCAAAGGCACACAACGCAUUCUAGCAAAGAGCGUGGUAGCAGCGUCUGAUUGUCGACCUCCCAGGAUGGAUGAGUUGCUGCCACGCCAAGGUGAUCUCAUCCAAGUCCUGUACAGGCAGGAUGAGGUGAGGAACUUUGGCUGCCUGCAAAAGAGCCAGCAGCGAUUCUUUCCUGGCAAAUGUGCAGCCAAGCACAUGGGAAGUUCUGAACAAGAGUCAUCCAAGUCCUAUGCUAACCACUCAGAUGGAAAAUUUUCAUUUCCGGCAUCCCCAGUUACCCACAUCAAAAUGAAACGGGCUGUAGUCACAGCAUCAACUACAGAUGACAGUGCUUUUGCAGAAGACUACAGAAGGCACUCAAAGAAGAACACCGACUAUGACUUAGCCUUGACCCCAGGAGCAGAAGCUUCUUUACCUCUGACAGGCAGCAACUUGUGUGGAACACCUGGCAUCCUGAGAAAAAUGUGGAUGAAGCACAAGAAGAAGCCAGAAUAUCUAGGAGCAACAAACAGUGCCUUUGAAGCAGACUGACAAGCCUCAGCUUUGCUUUUGCAAGAAAUUUAUUUACCAAGGGCAAAACAUGGACACAAUACUUACCAAACACUAUCUCGGGCCUUUGCCUUACCUGGACAGGAGAAAGGAUAAUAGUGAGGGAAAAGGUGAAUGUAAUCAAAUUCAAUAGUCAGUAUUCGUAUUGCAAUAUUUCUGAUGCCAGUCAAGUUGUAACAGAUUCUACCCUUGAUUUUUUAAUACAGUUAACAUAGUCAUCACAUUUCCUUGUUCUAUCUUAAAUAAGUUAGCUUCAUAAUGACAAAAGACUGCAAAGAAGUUUGUGUAUCCCACAAGACCUCAACUUCAGUAUGCCAUUAAUACCCAGUUCUGCUUUCCAUUUUGUACUACUACACUGAACUAUUCUGUCCCUUCCUCCCUUGUCAUUUUCUCUGGGGUACAAGAGGUAAAAACCAAAUCCCCUGGAGGACACACUUUGCUGAGUGCAUUGAACCAAUACAUGUUUAUUCUGUUUUGUAUUUGAGACAGGACUAGAUAAGUGAAAGGAUACGAAACGAAUGGGUGGGUUAGUCGGAACUGAAACAAAACUUUGGUGCACAACCAGCAAUUGGUUGUUUUAAAAUAUCAUGCCCAGAUCGCAUCAUGCCACAUCAUGCAUCUGAAAGUCACUCAGGAGUUAUACUGUUUCAUAGAACCUGCUCAAAUGCUAAAUAUAAAAUUUCAAAGUAAUACAAUAGCAUUGUGGUACAGAGCAUUUUGCCAAAUGCAUGAGUUACUAAGAGACAAGAUAAGAUGUUGAAACUGUACAGCUGGACUACUAAGUAGGAUUUUGCACUCCUGCAGUGAAGCUUGCUCUUAAAAGCUAAUCACUUUAAUAAGAUUUCUUCAAAAGGAGAAAAAUUGCUGAUUUCAUAUUUCUGGCAGUGUAGGAGCUGCUGAUCAUGUUUCUUCAUCUCCCCCCCUGCAAAAAAAAAAAAAAAAGAAUAUCCCAAAAUAAAUUGUUUUUAGAAGCAUUACAAGCAACUUUAUAUUUGAUAAGACUGAAAAAAUGACAAAUGCACAUGACGCACAUGGAGCGUGCUUACCAGAUCUGGCCCUUAAUUUGCCAGAAUGGACACUUUUUGAAUUCGUUCUAAUGUAGGACUUCAACAUGAAUUUUCUGACAUCCCUUUGCCCCUGUGAACAUAAGAAAUAUCAUCAGGAAUGAUGCAAGGUGCAACAGUCCAAAAUUUAAAUUAAAAAGGUGAUUGGACUAAUCCAUUCAUCGUCUGCAUUUUAAAUGAGAGUGGUUCCUAUACAGUCAGUGUAAUUAAAAUGGCUCACCAUCACGUGUAAAGCCCCCCAGCCUACUUCUCAUGUUUCAAAAUGGCCAGGGGGCACUAUAAAAUUCAUUUGACAAGCUUUAGUUGGAAUGCCCCCAUGACCAUUUUGAAAUGCAAAGGGCUUAUAACGUGAUGCUGAGGCAAUACUGGAGCGUUCUAAUUAGAAUGUGAAGCAGACUCAAUUAAUCAAGUCUACUCCAGUGUGUUCUAAUUAGAAUGCUAAUGAGCAUGUCUAUAGGCAUCCUUAAAAAUUGAAACCCCACAAGUGAGAAACUAGAACUUCACAAUGAAUCACUGCCAUCCAGUGCACUUGGCUCCAUAUUAAUGCUUCAUUUGCAGUUGUAUCCUUCAGAAAGAGGUGCUGAAUUAUUCUGGAAAGCUAGGAAAAUCAUUUUAGUUCAAAAUAGUUCUUUUCCUUACCAAGUACAUAAUCAUUCCCUAGUCCAGGAUCUAUACACAGACUCAGUCCAGAGAGGCAGAUCACUACAUGAGAGAGGAGAAUUGAAAGCUGCUGCAUGUGUCACAAAUGAUGUGACAAGAGCUAGCUACACAGUUCAUGCUAUAAACACUCUCUAUGUUGGGGAGAACUCCCCUAGGUGGGGGAUUGUAGGAGUGGCCCUACCUGCCUCUGAGGGUGUGCACAGAAGUUACAUUUUCACAUGAUGAGGCCCCAGAAUGUUCUCUAUAUCCACAACACAAAAUGUUCACAGCUGCAGAGCACUUUUAAAAUGGCCAAAUCACAUGAAAAUGUAACCCUCAUCUGAUGUAGUAUCAGACAGGGGUGCUGCAGGGCAGAGCACCUUAGAGAACCUCUGUACAGGUUCCCUGAGAGGGUUAAUUUUGGGCAAUGCCACCCACAUCCUAUGCAGUUUUGUGGGACUGGGCUAGUCCUCAUGUGGGCAAGCACGGACCCAACCCCGCCCCCAGGCUGUCACAAAGAGGAGACAGGAAACCUGUUUCCUCCCUGUGCAGCCAGGUGGGGUGAAAAGAAGGGAGUCCCACUGCUGCAUAAGCCUCCUACCAGCUACCCCUGCUGGGGUCCUGGGGGGAACUGGGCUGGGCCCACAUGGCAGGGGGGUCUCCCUUUCCCCAACUCCCCACUUCCCACACAAACAUUCUGACAGCAGCAGAGUGCCUCACCCAGACCUGGGGAGAAAACGUCCUCCUGGGCCCAUCCUAGCUCCCCCCAAGACUCCAGCAUGGACAGCUGGGGGAGCACACAAAGUGGGGGGGGCUCCAUUUCUUCCCCCCCCCACCCCAGUUCUGGGUGCAACAGCCUCUGCUACUGUCAAGAUAUUCAUGUGGAGUGUGGGGAGAAGGAAGGGAGCCCUCCCUGCCAUGUGGGCCUGGCUCAGCUGCUCCCCAGACCCUAGCAGGGACAGUUGUGGGGGGAAGGGAAGGGAAGGCAUGCAGUGGGGGGCUCCAUCUUCCCCCCUCCCCACAGCUGCUGCUUACAGUUGCAACUGGCUGGAGUUGGGGCUGGGGAAAGGGGUAGUCUGGCAGCCUCCUGGGAACAUGGCUAAAGCACCUUCCCAACAGGCUGCCUAGACUUCUGUACAGACCCUGGGACAUACUACCAUUACAUGGAGCAGAAGAGAGGAGAGUUAUGUUGGAGGAGGUCUGUGACUUUUCAGGGAACAGCAAAUAUGUCAAUAGCUGAGGAAAGCUGAGUUCAAUCAUGUCUUCAUAUCUUCAACACAGUUCGAGGGGGUUAAUAGAACUUUGCAGAAAAUUUGUUGAAAAACAGGGUUUUUUUUCACAAAGGCUCUUCCCUCUGCAAUAUACUUGACAGAUUUUAGUGCCAUGGAUAACUCAUAUAAUCCUAGGGCAAUUAACCCAUCAGAAAUCUUUCGUCUUGGACAACAGCAAGUUGCAGUCAGAAUGAAGGAUGAUGGAGACCAGCUAGGAAAGGGAAGACGGGAGCAAAUUACUAUUUUAACACAGGGUUUGAUGCUGGAAGGGAAUGAGCACCGGCAACUUCUACUGACAUCCAUAAGUGUGAAGAGUGCCCAGCACUUUACAAGAUCAGAUCCUUAAUGUUUGCAUUAACCCUUAGUAGCAAAAAUGAAAGAGAAACAAAUAUACUUUGCCCCUGAAACACACCAACUUCCAACUACUUCCCAAGUUUUUCAUGAGGCAUUAGUAGCUCUUGAAUAAUGCAUCACACCCACCCCAUAGGCUUUAUCAUAGGCCCCAAUUGCAUGAUAUGCAAUUGUAUUCAACAGCCACUGUGCCCUAAAUGUGUACCCUGAAUUGUUUUCCCAUAAUUUAUUUAAUUUAUAACUCAGAGCAACAUGACAAUGGAAUCACUUAAUGUGAAUUUCAAAAGUUGCUGUGAAGAUUUUUUUUUGUAUUGUGGCAACUAUCCAUUUUGUUGAUUCAUAUGAAAUAAAGCAAAAUGAAAUAGGUAGCAAAUGGCUGAACAUCGUCUUAGUGACUGAAAGAGAAGACUCCAGAAGUACAGGAAACUCUCACUACUUGCUGUUUCAAAUAUUCGUGAAUGCUGAACCUGCAUAUUAAAUACACUUAAAAGAGCUCUCACCAUAAUCGCCUCCAUGCCCCCCCCAGCCACCAGGGGCACUGCAUUCAUGAAUGCAGACGGCAUUCAUGAACACUACCUUAUUCGCAGAUUUCGCUGUUUGCUGGGGAUAUCAGAACGUAUCCCCCGCAAAUAGCAAGGGUCUCCUGUAUUUAACAAAAAAUAAAAGCAGCACCUAACAACAAAGGAACUGACAUUUUCUUUCCUUUCUAGGAACGAUGGUUCUGGAUUUAGGACCCAGAUACUUGUUCCAGUCCCACCCUGAGACCGACCACAACCUUUCCAUUCAAUAAUAGGCAAAUUUAUUGAUACACAGCGAUAACAGAAAAGAAACAAUACAAACAGUCAAGCAAUUCUAUAUAUCUCCCAAUUCUAGGGCUGUCAUCAGAGUUGAGAAAUGUCUGGCCAAGACAGGCUUCACUCUGAGGCUCUCUCUCAGGUGUCAGAUGUAAGCAUGUCAGCAGCCUGGAGGUCGAAUACCAAGGCCUACAUCCCCCCUCCAGUGGGAUGGAUGAGAUGGGCUGGUGGUGUGCCCUCUGUCCAUGGUGGCCUUGGGGACCCCCUCCUGGGGGACAGGAACCACUCUCAGGGACCCUCUCAGGGAGGAGGACAGGGAAGGACCCAGGCAGGACAAGGAGGAUGAGAACAGGGAGGGACACUUUGCUGCUCCAAAGUCCUUCUUUUGUAUUCUCCUUCCCUCCUGAUGACAUCUGUGACUGUCACCGAUUGGUCUCUCUGUGGUUGUCAUACUGUCCACGUCCUCUUCUAUCAACAUAUUCCAAGACCAUCACAUGCACUCUCUUACCAAAACAGGAAUUUUAGGCCCCCCUGUUUGGCCUUGCAAUCUGGUGCCACUUCAUCUCAUGUUAUAGAAUAGUGUACUACAUGCCCCCACUUUCUCAGACAAGUCAAGUGUUAAGACAAGUCUGUCUGCUUCUGAAAGUUGAAGUAACUGUAUGUGUGACCCAGGCUUUUAAAAAUCGAUUAACCCCUGCUGCCCACCCUGACCCAUUCUUGUGUGUGUGUGUGUGUGUGUGUGUGUGUGUGUAUUGCCCACCCAUAAUGCAUAUACAUUAAAAUGGUUCAGGGUGGGCAGCAGGGGUUAGUUGUGUGCAUGUGUAUGCGUAUGCGCAUUAGAAUCGUUAUAUACAUACAUAUACACGCACAACUAUAAGUCAAUUCCCAAAAAAGGAAGCCUUUAAAUACUAUUUCUAAGCCAUCAGGAAAAAGUCUGGAUUUGAUCUUUUAGGACUCUGGAUUUGACCUCUGAACAACAGCAGUAUUACUUUCUAUAACUAAAAAUACUAAUCUUUUAUUAUUAGACAAGAAGUGUCAGAUGGAAGGUACUAAAGAGAGAUGGAAAUCAAAUAUAAAACAACAUUUUAAAAAACUGGCACUAAGUACAUAAGCUAUUAAUUCAGCCUUUUAUUUACCUACAGAUAAGGAAAACCAAGACAGAUAUUCCCCAAAGUCCUAAAAAGCUUGUGGCAGAGAUGGUUAUAGAAUCCAAGUUUCUCGCACGUAGCUGUUUGGUUGAAUGACAAAAGCGCAGCAUAAUACACUGUGCUUUAAGCUGUAGCACUUGUACUGAAUCACAUAAUAAGGUGUGUCCCUGAUUCUGGAAUUUAAAUCUAGCAGCAUUCCACAAAGAGAUGAGGUCCCCAUUGUGAUAGAUCUGACGUCUUGAAGAAAUAACAGAAAAUUAAAAUCUUGUGUGGGUAUUAUCUAAACAAUGUGGACUUCUGGAAUACUAUAGAGUUCAACUCAGAAUGACAUGUCUUGUCUUUCUAAUUCCCUCCAUCCCAUGUAGCUCAUGUUCAAAGAUUUGCAAAGCCUGAGGACAGUUUGCCAGUGUGGGUGGUACUUGCAUUAAAAUGGCUGGAGUUUGAAUAUAGUUUGGAUGAAUCAUUCAUGCCAAAAGUUUCCGCUUUUUCAGGAUAAUAAAAAUGUCAUCCUUGUUAGGGAUUCAGCUGAAUACACUGUGUUCACUAAAAUAUAUCAGAAUGCAGACUUCCAAUAUGUCUUACAACAUGCAAAAAAAAAGUUGCAAUUCAGCUAA